UCAGCAGCAGCAACAACAAAGCAAAGGCAAAUUGGUAGUACGUACUAGCCCGUGCAGUCAACUUGCAAAUCUUUCUUGCGUCCACCGUGCUCGUCAGUCACCAUGCCGUCGAUCGACAAGGCCAUCGACAACGGCGAGCUGAAGCAGAGGCAGCCGGAGCAGGAGCUGGUCUGCGUCACGGGGGCCGGAGGCUUCAUCGGCUCCUGGGUCGUCAAGGAGCUCCUCCUCCGCGGCUAUCGCGUCAGGGGAACCGCCCGAGAUCCUGCUGACCGCAAGAACGCGCACCUGCUGGCGCUGGAGGGGGCCGAGGAGAGGCUCGCCCUGUGCUGCGCCGAUGUCCUCGACUACGACGGCCUCCGCGCCGCCUUCCGCGGCUGCCGCGGCGUCUUCCACGUCGCCUCGCCGGUGUCCAACGACCCCGACCUCGUGCCGGUCGCCGUUGAGGGCACCAGGAACGUGAUCAGAGCUGCAGCGGACGCCGGCGUGCAGCGCGUGGUGUUCACUUCGUCCUACGGCGCCGUUCACAUGGACCCCAACCGUUGCCCGGACGCCGUGCUCGACGAGACGUGCUGGAGCGACUACGAGUACUGCAAAAAAACAGGGAACCUGUACUGCUGCGCCAAGAUGAUGGCGGAGAUCACGGCGACGGAGGAGGCGGCCAAGAGGGGCCUGGAGCUGGCGGUGGUGGUGCCGUCUAUGACCAUGGGCCCCAUGCUGCAGCAGUCACUCAACUUCAGCAGCAGCCACGUCGCCCGCUACCUCACCGGCGCCAAACCCACCUACCCUAACGCCGUCGCCGCCUACACCGACGUCCGUGACGUCGCCCGCGCACACGUCCUUGUCUACGAGCACCCCGACGCGUGCGGCCGCUACCUUUGCAUCGGCGCCGUGCUACACCGCGCGCACUUCCUCCAGCUCCUCGGCGACCUCUUCCCGCAGUACCACAUAACCGCCAAGUGCGAAGAGGACGGCAAGCCCAUGGCGAAGCCGUACAAGUUCUCGAACCAAAGGCUCAGAGACCUGGGAUUGGAGUUCACUCCGUUGAAAGAAAGUUUGUACGAGACAGUGGCCUGCUUGCAGAAAAAGGGACAUCUGCCUCUUCCCGUUGUUCCCAUAGCACAGAAGCGCGCGUACUUGUAACAGGGCAGGACAGGGGACAAGCCUAUCUGAUACAACAAGAGCAAAGCUGUAGCAAGAAAAGAAAAUACUGUCAGGAGUAUGGAACUUCAGCAUAAAAUUAAUUGUGUAUUUCUACAAAGUAAAGUGUGGCAUGUAAAUAGAACUAAAACCACGACAAGUAUUUUGGAACGGAGGGGGCAUUAUUUA
Molecule: messenger RNA, 1326 nt
Organism: Triticum urartu
Lineage: Eukaryota; Viridiplantae; Streptophyta; Magnoliopsida; Poales; Poaceae
Product: cinnamoyl-CoA reductase 1-like
Biological process (GO): lignin biosynthetic process
Molecular function (GO): oxidoreductase activity, acting on the CH-OH group of donors, NAD or NADP as acceptor
Source: RefSeq, a predicted model, not a curated record